UUUGGUACACCGGCAGUUGUCGCGCAUUUACGCAGUGGGAUCGGUUUUUAAUUUGCAAUCAUGAUUCCCGAAGAAAGCUUUGCUUCCAUCGAGAACAAGAUGCAGUCUGUAGGUCUGGCUCUGGAGGAGUUGCUGGUAACUGCUCAGAAACAAGGCUGUCUCACUGUUGGCAUUUAUGAAUCAGCCAAGCUUCUUAAUGUAGAUCCAGACAGCGUGGUGCUAUGCGUGCUGGCAGCCGACGAUGAAAACGAUGUGGCGCUGCAGAUCCACUUCACGUUGCUACAGUCCUUCUGCUGCGACAGCGGCAUCACCAUCUUGCGAGUCUCUGGGUUUCAGCGACUCCAGCGGCUGCUGGGAGCUGUGGAUGCCAACAGGAACCAGGAAGAGCACAGAGACCUUCACUGCAUGCUGGUUACGAAUCCUCAGGCAGAGCACUGCAGACUGCAGGAAGUGGGGACCUACUGCCAGGAGAGUCGGCGCCUUGACCAGUGGGUGCCUGAACUAGUCCUGCAGGAACGCUGAAGGGUCUGCAUACAGGAACUUUUGUGGCCAGAUACUGAUACACUGAAGGAUCUUUAUGCUCAAGCAGGGAUGACCUGGAGUGUAGCCGCUCCAGUCCACUAUCCUUAAUGACCAGCAAAACCAUGGACUCCCACUCAAAGACUAGUGAAACAGCUGGACUGGACACUGGUUUCUAGAAUCUGUACUUGUGCAAAAGAUACAGAGAGAAAAGUCACAAUGUUUUUACAAUGCCAUCAAAACACAAUCUGUUUUGUGUUGCUCUCUGGGUGCUCACAAUGUCUAUGGGGUGUGACAUAGUAAACAUUAAGAGGAGUAGUAGUUUUGAAAGGAACACAUCCACACCCAUCUUAUACCUGGAAGUCUUGUUUGUUUGACUGGACAGGAAUGUUGCAGUGCUGAAACUGUACCAGACAUUCCUGGGAGAGUCCCAGAAAAGGAGAGGAGAGGUGUGUGUUUGUAUGUGUGGUAUGUCUAUGUGUGGUAUGCAUUUACAAUACUUGUAUUUUUCUGUAGAAAAGACUGGGUGUGCAUUCUUAAAAUGAGCAGCUGAAAGCUGCUGGGGAAUUGUCACCAUGGAAACUGAAAUGGAAAUAAUGUUAAAGACACACAGGACCUAUUGACACCAGAAGAAACAAAAGAAAAAACAAUGUAAAGAGACUCCGAGGAUGAAAAAAUUUAGGCAGGAUCCGAAAUUCCCAAUGAUGCAGAACGCCUGUGCUGUCUGAUCCGGACAGAUCAGCUUUAAAUGUAUUGUAAAAAUAUCAACUUCUUUGUGCCUUCAAGAGUGCUGCCUUUCUGAUAAAUAACUAAUGUAAAGUGGCUACACUGUUAAUUUAUUGAUUGUAUUGUUUUUUUGUAGUUAUUUGUAAUCUAUUUUGU
Messenger RNA from Maylandia zebra (zebra mbuna), 1401 nucleotides. RefSeq names its product growth arrest and DNA damage-inducible protein GADD45 beta. Gene Ontology annotation, cellular component: nucleus; cytoplasm. The record is from RefSeq and is a predicted model, not a curated record. Gene Ontology annotation, biological process: regulation of cell cycle. NCBI's taxonomy places the organism in Eukaryota, Metazoa, Chordata, Actinopteri, Cichliformes, Cichlidae.